Messenger RNA from Paramormyrops kingsleyae, 3023 nucleotides. RefSeq names its product nucleosome assembly protein 1-like 1 (gene nap1l1). Lineage: Eukaryota; Metazoa; Chordata; Actinopteri; Osteoglossiformes; Mormyridae. Gene Ontology annotation, cellular component: nucleus. Gene Ontology annotation, biological process: nucleosome assembly. The record is from RefSeq and is a predicted model, not a curated record.
UUAGCCACUGUGCAUAUGGCCUCUGAGUCCCAACAGCUUCCUGCCUGUAUGGACCAGCUGUCACGAGCUCCUGCUUUGAGGUGGGGUGACAGCCGAACAAAGGCUGCGUGUGGCCCUUCCGGUGUGGAAAGGACUUUGCUGGACUGUACAAAGAUGGCUGACAUGGAUAAUAAAGACCAGACCGAGCUGGACCCUGCAGAUGUGGAGGAUGUGGAAGAUGUGGACGAUGAGGAGACUGGGGAGGAUGUUAAUACCAAAGCUUGCCAGCUCACAGUCCAGAUGAUGCGGAACCCACAGGUGCUGGCGGCUCUACAGGAGCGGCUGGAUGGCUUGGUCGGGUCACCAUCAGGCUACAUGGAGAGUUUACCCAAGGUUGUCAAGAGGCGUGUCAAUGCCCUCAAGAACCUCCAAGUGAAGUGUGCCCACAUCGAAGCCAAGUUUUAUGAAGAGGUCCACGAGUUGGAAAGGAAGUACGCGGCCCUGUACCAGCCGCUCUUCGAGAAGCGGAGCGAUAUCAUCAAAGCGGCGUAUGAGCCUACGGACGAGGAAUGCGAGUGGAAGGCAGAUGAGGAGGAAGAGCUUACAGUAAGUAAGCAGGAGGAUAUGAAGGAAAAAGCCAAAGUGGAGGAAGAAAAAAAGGAUGAGGAGAAGGAGGACCCAAGGGGCGUCCCAGAUUUCUGGCUCACAGUGUUCAAGAACGUCGACUUGCUCAGUGAUAUGCUGCAGGAACACGAUGAACCCAUUCUCAAGCACUUACAAGACAUUAAAGUCAAGUUUUCGGAUCCCGACCAGCCAAUGAGCUUCACGUUAGAGUUCUACUUUGAGCCCAAUGACUUCUUCACAAACCGAAUGUUGACAAAAACCUACAAGAUGCGGUCAGAGCCUGAUGAGGCGGAUCCGUUCUCCUUUGACGGGCCGGAGAUCAUGGGCUGCACUGGUUGCCAGAUUGAUUGGACUAAGGGCAAAAACGUCACCCUGAAGACGAUAAAGAAGAAGCAGAAGCACAAGGGACGUGGCACAGUGAGGACGGUCACCAAGACUGUGCCCAAUGAUUCCUUUUUCAACUUCUUCAGUCCCCCUGAAGUCCCUGAAAAUGGAGAGCUGGACGAGGACUCUGAGGCCGUCCUCGCCGCUGACUUUGAGAUCGGCCAUUUCAUCCGCGAGCGCAUUGUGCCAAGGGCGGUGUUGUACUUCACUGGCGAGGCCAUCGAGGACGACGAUGACGAUUAUGAUGAAGAGGGUGAGGAGGCUGAUGAUGAGGAGGGUGAAGAGGAAGCAGAUGAGGAGAACGACCCAGAUUACGAGCCCAAGGUUUAAGUGAUGUCUGUAGGCAUAGCCCUCUCCUGAAGGACACGAAUCCACCAGCAGAGUGCAACCAACAGUGAAGCCGGAGCCCGUGGCCUUGGAGAGUAACUGCACUGUAACAGCUUCUGAAACAAAACAUAGUUACUUACAGCCUUAUAAUGUUUUAUAUAUUUUCUUGGUAGAAAUUAUGGAAUUUCAACAUUUUUGUUACCAAACUCGUAUAAUGGGGGCCAAUUCCAAGCCAUGGCUCAUUCUGCAUAGUAUUUUUAGUUUUUUUUUUUUUUUUUUUUUUUUCGUUUUAGGAUAAAUAGAAUGCAGUAACUCACUCAAAGCAUGAACUUAUUUCUCCACUGCUUGAUAGUUUUGGGUUCUUUGUGAAGUCUUGUUGUGCUGCUCUCAGACAACAGCUGUGGAAAGACAACCGAGUUCGUGGUGUGUGAUAGCCCGUGUUCACAAACCAAAUCCUCACUCUAAACAACCAGAGUAACCUAGCUGGUUGCCCCCCGCCCCUUUUUAUAUAUAUAAAAAAAAAUAGUAAAUCUGAGAUGGUGACCUCAUGUUUGUGGUUCUGCCGCGACCCUUGUUCUUCACGCCACUGCUCAGUCAUGUCUGCCCACACUUUUUACACCGCCAGCCAGUGUAAAUGGGUGAAAUUUGGGCCGCUUUGACCGCUGUGGUGUUGGUUGGUACCACUUUGGCUGUUAGGAGCGUCUGGAGUAUCCGGCACCGGGUGUAGUACAUUCCGUUGUACAGAUGGGACAUUUAUAAAUUCAUUUCAUUGGCAGCCAUGAUUGCUUUUGGGUUAGAUUUGUGAAAUGAAUUGCAUGUCAAAGCUGCUGAAUCCCCAGUCUUGUUUGGGUUGCCAUGUUUGUGGCUUUACUUUGCCGAGCUGAUGUGGCCCAGUCUGAUGCGUUCCAAAUUUUAUGUAGCAAGUUAGAGCACUAUGGGUAGCAGUGAGUAUUGGAUUCUUAUCCACAUUUCUAUGCUGGUGAAGUGUUGAUCUCCCUAGAUGGAGUCUGAGCACUUGUGUCUUCAGUGAGUGGUACCAUCACGUUGCUGCAAAGGGUGGUUUGACUGGAAUCCUCUUUGUCUGCUGAUGCCCACAAAGUGUUUUAUUGGGGUGAGGGGGGGGGUAAAUUUGUCCAGCACAUAAUCUUGGGGAAGGCAUAUAUCGCAUGAGUGUUUCGAGCUGGCUAAGGUUUGAAAUCCAGCAGCCCUGACUUUCAGCAGGAAGGAAAGGUGGUUAAACAAAUUAGAGUAACACAGGCUAAUUGCCAGCUGGUUUUCCCAGACUAUCACUGUGAAUGGAUGACUUUGUUUUUUUUUUUAACCUACCUUUGUAGCUGGAGAUGGGGUGUGGGGUCUGAAGUGGCAGUUUCUGCCCGAUGUUCAGGACCGCUUUCCCAGUUCGUCCUUGGACCUUCUCUGAUGGUUGCAGUAGGAUCAUUAACAGCACUUGGUUAACAGGAGCCGUGGUCACCUGGUUGGUCACGACACAUAGCCCACUUACUGUGGGCAAAGUGCUCCCGCAGUUGCUGCUGACGCACGUAACCUACACCAUAGGUGAUGUGGGAUAUCGAUGCAGUCCCAUUAUAAAACUGGAUUCUGAAGGGGUCCCUUUGGUGCAGCUGUUGUCAAAGCAUAAUGCUAUGCUACACAAAACUAAUGUACUCAAUUGUAUGUGUAUUGUAUAUUCAUGAAUAAAUUGGUUAAAUGUG